Molecule: messenger RNA, 1002 nt
Organism: Prosopis cineraria
Lineage: Eukaryota; Viridiplantae; Streptophyta; Magnoliopsida; Fabales; Fabaceae
Product: MADS-box protein JOINTLESS-like
Exons: 7
Coding region: 490-1002 (170 amino acids)
Biological process (GO): positive regulation of transcription by RNA polymerase II
Cellular component (GO): nucleus
Molecular function (GO): DNA-binding transcription factor activity, RNA polymerase II-specific; protein dimerization activity; RNA polymerase II cis-regulatory region sequence-specific DNA binding
Source: RefSeq, a predicted model, not a curated record
ACAUUCUCUAUCUCCUGAUUGGAGGCUUUUCCGUUUUGUCUAUUUUUGCUCACUCACAAGCCUAACAGUAACAGCGACCAAAAACCAACAACAACGAGGCACCCACCCUCGCCUGCUUUGCCCUUCGUAUUCCUUAAUAAGGAAAGAAAUUUCACCAACGACAUCUCUCCUUCUCAAGUCGCCCUUAUCCGCUUUCUCUAUUUCCUUUCAUCCAUCCAAGUUUCUUCCUCCUGUCUCCUCUUCGAUCCCCCAACACGCUCCUUCCGUAACUAGGGUUUCUCGUGAGUUUCUUAGCUAAAUUUGGCUAUAUGCCUGCAGUUUUACCUCACCUUCUGUCCCUCUCCUAUUAGGCCUGCACUUUUGCUUUUGCUUCACUCAAGGAUAUACCACAAGCUGCUUCUGUAGUCAAUUCUUCCUUCAACCUUGGCCUUUGCUUUCUUCCUAUUGUCUCUACUCUUUUAGUUUUGCUGGUGAGAAUAAGGGAAUCUAAUGGCGCGGGAGAAGAUUCAGAUUAAGAAGAUCGACAACGCUGCGGCAAGGCAAGUGACGUUCUCCAAGCGACGCAGGGGGCUCUUCAAAAAAGCUGAGGAGCUUUCUGUCCUCUGUGAUGCGGAUGUUGGCCUCAUAGUCUUCUCCUCAACUGGAAAGCUCUCUGAGUACUCCAGCACAAGCAUGAAGGAAAUACUCGAAAGGUAUCAUUUGCACUCGAAGAACAUAUCACACCAUGAACAACCGUCUCUUGAAUUGCAGGUCCGUGUUCUCAACCGCACCAACUUGAGCAAGGAAGUUGCUGAGAAGAGCCGUCAACUAAGGCAGAUGAGAGGAGAAGAUCUGCAGGGUUUAGAUAUCCAGGAAUUACAGCAACUAGAGAGGUCUCUCGAAUCUGGAUUGGGCCGUGUAAUAGAAAAGAAGGAAGAGAAGAUAAUUACUGAGAUCAGUGAUCUCCAGAGAAAGGGAAUCGAGUUGAUGGAAGAGAACGAGCUGUUGAAGCUUCAAGUAUGA